Lotus japonicus is the source of this 2173-nucleotide messenger RNA. RefSeq names its product amino acid transporter AVT6E. NCBI's taxonomy places the organism in Eukaryota, Viridiplantae, Streptophyta, Magnoliopsida, Fabales, Fabaceae. Gene Ontology annotation, molecular function: amino acid transmembrane transporter activity. The record is from RefSeq and is a predicted model, not a curated record. Gene Ontology annotation, biological process: amino acid transmembrane transport. The transcript has a single exon. Bases 304 to 1749 code for a protein of 481 amino acids.
UAAACUCAAAGAGACAACGUAGGAACUAGGAAACUCCGAGGAACAACGACCUUUCUCCCCCUAAACUUGCCGUUCCUUGCGUUUCUCUCUCUCUCUCUCUCUCUCUUGAUGUUAUGUUGCAGGCAGCUGCUGAGUGCAGAAGAAAAAGAAGAAGAAUGAAUGAAUAAUUCAAUUCAAUGCAAAUAUCCAUUGACCCAGAGAUCUAGGGUUCUAUAAAUCCAAAAGAGCUCCCAUCUUUUAAUCCCAAUUCUGUAAGUUCUUCCUCUCUUAAGAUCUGUAUCAUUUUGAUCUGUCAAAUCGAUCAUGUCUCACAGAAAGGAUUCUAAUUAUUCUUCAUUACCCGUUAGCUCCUAUCUAGAAUUACAGCCUCACAAUGAUUCCUCUUUUGAUGAACCUGGGGAGAGGGAUUAUUUGGGAUCUAAGGUUGUCGAUGAUGACUACGAUGAUGAUUUCGAAAUUGACAUUGAUAAUUACCCUCUUGUUGUUGUUGGCUCUAAUCACGGUUCUGGGGUACCCGGGGCUGUGUUCAAUUUGACCACCACGGUUAUUGGGGCAGGGAUCAUGGCCCUCCCUGCCACCAUGAAAGUUCUAGGAGUGGUUUUGGGGAUUGUUUUGAUUAUUCUCAUGGGGAUCUUGUCGGAAAUUAGUGUCGAAUUGUUAGUGCGGUUUUCUGUUUUAUGUAAAGCUUCCUCUUAUGGGGAGGUUGUUCAGCAUGCUAUGGGAAAGCCUGUUAGGAUUGUGUCUGAAAUCUGUAUUAUAAUGAAUAAUGCUGGUGUUAUGGUGGUUUACUUGAUCAUCAUGGGGGAUGUCAUGUCUGGUUCCCUUCACCAUUUGGGGGUGUUUGAUCAGUUGUUGGGGAAUGGUUUGUGGGAUCAUAGGAAGAUUGUGAUUUUGGUUGUCAUGGUGGUGUUUCUCGCGCCGCUUUGUUCUCUCGACAAGAUUGAUUCGUUGAGCUUGACUUCAGCUGCCUCAGUGGCUCUUGCUGUUUUGUUUGUUGUCGUUGCUUUCUUCAUUGCUUUCAUUAAGCUCGUCGAAGGAAAGAUUGACGCUCCGAGGAUGUUUCCUGAUUUCAGCUCCAAAAAGGCCAUCUUGGACUUGCUGGUGGUGAUUCCUAUCAUGACCAAUGCAUAUGUUUGUCAUUUUAAUGUGCAGCCGAUAUACAAUGAGCUCCAAGGGCGGUCUCCGCAGAAGAUGAACCGGGUCGGGAGGAUCACCACAGUUUUGUGCAUCCUAGUUUAUGCUUCAACAGCACUCUCAGGUUACCUCCUAUUUGGGGAUGAUACGGAGUCUGAUGUGCUGACUAAUUUUGAUAAGGAUCUAGGAAUUCGGUUUAGCUCGGCCUUGAACUAUAUUGUCCGCGUCGGCUACAUUCUCCAUUUGAUACUUGUCUUCCCUGUUAUUCAUUUCUCCCUACGCCAAACGGUGGAUGCCUUGGUGUUUGAGGGAUCUCCUCCCUUAUCAGAAAGUAGGAAGAGAUCGUUGGGGUUGACUUUUGUUCUGUUGAUCCUCAUAUAUAUUGGGUCUACCAUGAUUCCAAACAUUUGGACAGCUUUUAAGUUCACCGGUGCAACCACAGCAGUUUCAUUGGGUUUCAUAUUUCCAUCUCUUGUUGCAUUGAGAUUGAGCCAUAAGUGGGAUUUGAGCCAUGGAGAAUGGAUUUUAUCUUGGUUAAUGUUGGUAUUGGCUGGGAUUGUUAGCAUAGUAGGAGUCAUUGGCAAUGUCUAUAGCAUGCAGAGUAAGUCUCAAUGACUCCUUUGUAUCAGUUUUAAUUCACAGGAAUCAGUUGAUUUUUUUACAAGGCAUAGGAAGGUGACUUGUUCAUUGGCCCUGCUGCGUAUGCGAUUCAAACAGCAGAAGAUAGACAAUGUAAGGAUCCUUUAAUGUGUAAUAAUUUUUUUUCUAUUUUACCUCGGCUGUGAUACAUAAGAUAUGAGAUGCACUUCAUGCCUCAGAAGGCCUUGAAUUCUUUAGGGAUGAUUCAGUGUGGAGGAAUUUUUUGGCUGAUUUGUUUGCCACAGGAAUAGCUAUGUAUACGGUUCAGUCAGUUCUAUUUUUUGCCAAUUAAUUUUAUAGAAGAAUGAUGUUGCAACUUUUUGUAACGAUUCUUACAAAUACUUAAAUGGUAGAUUUCGAAGAUUUAUUUCAUUGCCAGUAAAAAUUGUAUGUUCUAGUU